AGGAUUCUGGGAGCAAGCUCUCAGCUGUCCGUCUCUGAGCCCCAGGACCAUGUGGCCCUUGGUGCUGCAGCCCGAAGGUCCCAGGGUUUCACUUCAGAGCAGGAGGAGCUGGGGCUGAGGGUCCAGGCCCAAGAGACAAGAAGGGUGGGUAGGGUCAGGCCGGAGCCUAGGGGAGGAAGGAGGGAGAGGCCCGGGCAGGGCCCGGGAGCGGGAGGCUCACGCUGGAGCCUACACUUCCUCCUCCUCCCCUUCCUGCCCGGCUGCUGGCCUCACCGAUGACGGCUGGGAAAGGGGAAAUUCUUGAGUGUAAAGUCCAGCAGGUGGAGGGACCGGGCUGGGACUCCUGUGUCCCUCAGAGUGACAGGACCCAUGGCCCAGGCUGCCGGGGGCAUCGGGGCCUGGGGGAGCUUGGUUCUACUGAGUCUCUGCAGCUGGACAGGGACCGGGGCAGCUGUGACCAACCUGAGAGUGGACGCUCAGACCAACCGCUCCAGCAGCCUGGGCUGGGAGGAGCCCGAGGGCUCAGACUCACAGAGCCUCACCUACUGGGUCCUGCCAGCUGCAGACCAUGCCACAACCCCCAACCCAGUGAGGAACCUGAGAGCGGUCACUCAGACCAACGACUCCAUCAGCCUGGGCUGGGAGGAGCCCGAGGGCUCAGACUCACAGAACCUCACCUACUGGGUCCUGUGGACUGGAGACGGAUACGGAGGUGACGCCCGGAACACCACAAACACCAUUGUCACCGUGGAGGGGCUGCGUCCUGGGUCUUCAUAUGCCUUUUCUGUGUGGGUGGAAAAAGAUGGAGUCAACAGCAGCAGGGAGACUCUCAGCGCUGCUACAGCCCCCAACCCAGUGAGGAACCUGAGAGCGGUCACUCAGACCAACGACUCCAUCAGCCUGGGCUGGGAGGAGCCCGAGGGCUCAGACUCACAGAACCUCACCUACUGGGUCCUGUGGACUGGAGAUGGACACGGAGGUGACACCCGGAACAGCACAGACACCAGUGUCGCCGUGGAGGGGCUGCAUCCUGGGUCUUCAUAUGUCUUUUCUGUGUGGGUGGAAAAAGAUGGAGUCAACAGCAGCAGGGAGACUCUCAGCGCUGCUACAGCCCCAAAUCCAGUGACCAACCUCAGAGUGGACGCUCAGACCAACAGCUCCAUCACCCUGAGCUGGGAGGAGCCCGAGGGCUCAGACUCACAGAACCUCACCUACUGGGUCCUGUGGACUGGAGAUGGACACGGAGGUGACACCUGGAACAUCACAGACACCAGUGUCACUGUGGAGGGGCUGCGUCCUGGGUCUUCAUAUGCCUUUUCUGUGUGGGUAGAAAAAGAUGGAGUCAGCAGCACCAGAGAGUUUCUCAGUGCUGCUACAGCCCCAAAUCCAGUGACCAACCUCAGAGUGGACGCUCAGACCAACAGCUCCAUCACCCUGAGCUGGGAGGAGCCCGAGGGCUCAGACUCACAGAACCUCACCUACUGGGUCCUGUGGACUGGAGAUGGACACGGAGGUGACACCUGGAACAUCACAGACACCAGUGUCACUGUGGAGGGGCUGCGUCCUGGGUCUUCAUAUGCCUUUUCUGUGUGGGUAGAAAAAGAUGGAGUCAGCAGCACCAGAGAGUUUCUCAGUGCUGCUACAGCCCCCAACCCAGUGAGGAACCUGAGAGCGGUCACUCAGACCAACGACUCCAUCAGCCUGGGCUGGGAGGAGCCCGAGGGCUCAGACUCACAGAACCUCACCUACUGGGUCCUGUGGACUGGAGACGGAUACGGAGGUGACGCCCGGAACACCACAAACACCAUUGUCACCGUGGAGGGGCUGCGUCCUGGGUCUUCAUAUGCCUUUUCUGUGUGGGUGGAAAAAGAUGGAGUCAACAGCAGCAGGGAGACUCUCAGCGCUGCUACAGCCCCCAACCCAGUGAGGAACCUGAGAGCGGUCACUCAGACCAACGACUCCAUCAGCCUGGGCUGGGAGGAGCCCGAGGGCUCAGACUCACAGAACCUCACCUACUGGGUCCUGUGGACUGGAGAUGGACACGGAGGUGACACCCGGAACAGCACAGACACCAGUGUCGCCAUGGAGGGGCUGCAUCCUGGGUCUUCAUAUGUCUUUUCUGUGUGGGUGGAAAAAGAUGGAGUCAACAGCAGCAGGGAGACUCUCAGCGCUGCUACAGCCCCAAAUCCAGUGACCAACCUCAGAGUGGACGCUCAGACCAACAGCUCCAUCACCCUGAGCUGGGAGGAGCCCGAGGGCUCAGACUCACAGAACCUCACCUACUGGGUCCUGUGGACUGGAGAUGGACACGGAGGUGACACCUGGAACAUCACAGACACCAGUGUCACUGUGGAGGGGCUGCGUCCUGGGUCUUCAUAUGCCUUUUCUGUGUGGGUAGAAAAAGAUGGAGUCAGCAGCACCAGAGAGUUUCUCAGUGCUGCUACAGCCCCCAACCCAGUGAGGAACCUGAGAGCGGUCACUCAGACCAACGACUCCAUCAGCCUGGGCUGGGAGGAGCCCGAGGGCUCAGACUCACAGAACCUCACCUACUGGGUCCUGUGGACUGGAGACGGAUACGGAGGUGACGCCCGGAACACCACAAACACCAGUGUCACCGUGGAGGGGCUGCGUCCUGGGUCUUCAUAUGCCUUUUCUGUGGGGGUGGAAAAAGAUGGAGUCAACAGCACCAGGGAGACUCUCAGCGCUGCUACAGCCCCCAACCCAGUGAGGAACCUGAGAGUGGUCACUCAGACCAAUGACUCCAUAAGCCUGGGCUGGGAGGAGCCCGAGGGCUCAGACUCACAGAACCUCACCUACUGGGUCCUGUGGACUGGAGAUGGACUCACAAGUGACUCCCAUAACACAGAGGACACCAAUGUCACCCUGCUUGUGCUUUACCCUGGAUUCUUGUAUGAAGUUUUGGUGUGGGCUGAGAAGAAUGGCAUUAAUAGUUCCCGUGAGACUCAAAAUGCUGCCACAGCUCCCAACGCCGUCACACAACUUCAGAACACAAAUGAGACCAGCACCUCAGUCUCGCUGACCUGGGCGGCCCCUGUAGAUACUCAUUCACAGCGUUACACCUACUGGGUCCAGUGGGCCAGCGAGGCACAACCCCCGGAGGUUGGGGUCAACUUGACGUGCAGGACGGAAGAGACGUGGUAUGUGGUGGAGUCACUCAGGCCCGGCACUCUCUACACAUUCAGAGUGUGCGCUGAGAGGCACAAGGUGGCCAGCUCCACAAAGAGCCUCCAUGCGUCUACAGCUCCAGACUCUGUCACCAUUGCCUCCUGUGUCAGCGCCUCGGGGGGCUACGGGCUCUACCUGAACUGGUCCUGCCCCUCGGGGGGCUACGAGGCCUUUGAGUUGGAGGUGGGCGGGCAGCAGGUCACCCAGGACAGAUCUUCCUGCGGGAGCCGAGUGUUCGUGCAGGGCCUUGGGCCUGCCCGCUCCUACACAGCCACUGUCACGACCAUCUGGAGUGGGCUGAAGGUCCAGUCCGCCUCGGUGACCUGCUACACGGAGAGUGCGGGGGUCAUCGCUGGAGCGGUUGUGGGCAUCCUCCUGUGCCUCAUCCUCGUGGGCCUGCUGGUCCUGUUCCUGAAGAAGAGGAACUCUAAGAAGCAGAAGGAGGAAGCCAUGGGCCAGAGGCUUUGCACAAUUCCUGUGGAGCAAACCACAAGCUUCCCAGGGGACAUCACGGCCAAAGACUUUGCUGACCACGUCCAGCGAAAUGAGAAGGACAGCAACUGUGGCUUUGCAGAUGAGUACCAGCACCUGUGCCGGGAGGGCGAGGGCCAGCCUCAGGAGGCAGCCUUGGCUCCUGAGAACAAGGCCAAGAACCGCUACAGAAACGUGCUGCCUUACGACUGGUCCCGGGUGCCCCUGCAGCCCCUCCGUGACGAGCCCGGCUCUGACUACAUCAACGCCAGCUUCAUCCCUGGUCUCUGGAGCCCUCGGGAUUUCAUCGCAGCCCAGGGCCCCCUGCUGCGGACCGUGGGUGACUUCUGGCGCCUGGUGUGGGAGCAACAGAGCCACACAAUUGUGAUGCUCACCAACUGUGUGGAGUCCGGCCGGGUGAAGUGUGAGCACUACUGGCCUCUGGACGCCCAGCCCUGCACCCACGGGCACCUGCAGGUGGCCCUGGUAGACGAGGAGGUGACAGAGGACUGGGCAGUGCGGGACCUGCAGCUGUUCCACGUGGAGGAGCAGAAGGCCCUGCCGGUGCGACAGUUCCACUACCUGGCCUGGCCGGACCAUGGCGUGCCGCCCUCCCCAGACCCCUUGCUGGCUUUCUGGAGGCUGCUGAGGCAGUGGCUGGACCAGACCGCAGAAGGAGGCCCUCCAAUCGUGCACUGCAGCGCUGGCGUGGGCCGCACGGGCACCCUCAUUGGCUUGGACGUCCUGCUGCGGCAGCUGGAGAGGGAGGGCCUCGUGGGGCCCUUCAGCUUCGUGCGGAAGAUGAGGCAGAGCCGGCCCCUGAUGGUGCAGACAGAGGCCCAGUACGUGUUCCUGCACCAGUGCAUCCUGCGUUACCUCCAGCAAUUGCAGUCAGCCACCAAGGCCCAGAAGGAGGCGGAGUACGAGAACGUGGCAGGCCUCAUCUAUGAGAACCCUGCUGCCAUCCGGGCCCAGGAGUUGGAGGUCUGAGCCCGAAGCCCAGCCCAGGCUCCUGGACCCCUGGGACAGCAGAGGGCUGGAUCUCAGCCCAGGCCCCCUGGAGCUGGAGCCCCGGGCAGAG
Molecule: messenger RNA, 4738 nt
Organism: Fukomys damarensis (Damara mole-rat)
Lineage: Eukaryota; Metazoa; Chordata; Mammalia; Rodentia; Bathyergidae
Gene: Ptprh
Product: protein tyrosine phosphatase receptor type H
Exons: 24
Coding region: 370-4647 (1425 amino acids)
Biological process (GO): protein dephosphorylation
Molecular function (GO): protein binding; protein tyrosine phosphatase activity
Source: RefSeq, a predicted model, not a curated record